Messenger RNA from Arabidopsis thaliana (thale cress), 6594 nucleotides. RefSeq names its product SCAR family protein (gene WAVE5). NCBI's taxonomy places the organism in Eukaryota, Viridiplantae, Streptophyta, Magnoliopsida, Brassicales, Brassicaceae. The record is from RefSeq and is marked reviewed. Bases 595 to 6285 code for a protein of 1896 amino acids. The transcript has 7 exons. Gene Ontology annotation, biological process: actin cytoskeleton organization. Gene Ontology annotation, cellular component: cytoskeleton.
GAGACUGAGAAUCUAACUUUAGGCUUCUCUAAUUAUGAUUCAUCAGAGACUUUAAUUAAUUAGGUUUCAAAUUUCUAAUAAAGAAGAAGAGUCAAAGUGAUUAAAUUAAAUGGUCACAGCUUUUAUUUAUUAAGCUCUGUUUCAUUUCUGCUGCGGGAGAGAGAAAGAGAGAGAGACAAUGCCGUUGGUGAGGUUCAAGAUACGGAACGAGCUAAGCUUAGGUGGGCCGGAGAUUCAACGUAGCGCCUCCGUGGAAGAUGAGGAACCUAAGGCGAUUCUCGGCGCUGUUGAAGUAGCUGGACUCAUCGGUAUUCUUCGUCAGUUAGGCGAUCUCGCUGAGUGGCAUUUCUUACAUGUAGAUUUUCUGCAGAAGUAUUUAACGGCUUACAAGAAGAAGUAACUGUAACGGCAUCUAGGUGUCAGAAGUUGACAAGCCGUGUUAGACGGAUAGAGUCAGCGCUCUCACCUCUUGAAAAGGCUGUUCUAUCGCAGACAAGCCACAUACAUUUUGCAUACACUGCAGGCUCUGAGUGGCAUCCUCGUAUAAGGAAUGGACAUAGUCAUUUUGUUCAGAGUGAUUUGCCUCUGUGUGUUAUGGAAAGUUAUGAGCAAUGCAGAGAUCCUCCUCCUUUGCAUCUGCUUGACCGAUUUGCUGUAGGUGGUCCUGGAUCGUGUCUGAGAAAAUACUCAGACCCAACAUUCUUUAGAAAGGAGUUAAGCAACCCCAGUAAAACAGAUGAUAUCAAAGUCCAGAGAGAUCAGGCUCACCGCAAAAGAAAGAAAAAGAGGUUACCACAAAGAAACAUUUGCAGAUCAAAUGCAGUGUCUACAUCUGAUGAAACUAAUGGCGCUCAUCUCAGUUCUUUUACUGAUGACAGACCAACAACUUCUCGGAGUACGUCCACAGUUGACAUGCCACGUAGCUCUAAUAUGCAAGAUUUAUCGGAUAUUGUAGACCAAUCUUAUCUGCAAGGGCAGUCAGGUGCGCAAGAACAAAGUGAAGCACAAGUACAAUCAGAUUUCCAAGAGUCAUCAAAAGCUCGUGAUUCUAUAACUGGUUCAGGUUAUAUAGAGUAUGUCAUUAAUCAAAGUCCUGUUGAUAAGCCUGAAGUGAAGCUAGUAGAGGGAUUCCUGUCUGGGUCCUUAUGUCCUGCUGAUAGAAUAGGUUCAACUGUUCCCGAAGGCUGCAUUGAAGUGGUAGAUGAUAAUAUCCUAUAUAGCCCCUCAGAAGACCUACUUGUGCCUUCUGCUUCUAAUGUUUGUGAUGAGAAGAAAGAAACACUUGAAUCGAUGGUGGAGAAAAGCCGCAAAGAUGAUGAACCAUCAGAGCUACAUGAGUCAAAAUUUGGCCCAGUAACACCAGACAGGGUAAGGCAAAAUCAAAGGGACUUUGAUAGGACAUAUAUUUUGUUUGAUGAGGUAGAUAUUGUGGGAGAAAAACAAAGUAAGAGCCAGGCCAACAAUAUUGAUGGAACACUAGGAAUUGAGAACGAAGGAGAAGAUAAGAGUGAACAAGAGAGUGAAGCAGAUGAGUUUGUUGAUGCUCGUAAUACAAUUGAAUCAGAAUCGGAGAGUGAUAUUGAUGGAGUACCAAAACCGAAAUUGGAGCAUUACUUUGGGGAUAUUAGUACUUAUUGUUCGGAAGAUGCUAACAGUGACAACAAUGAUGGAUCAGAAGAUAUAACAUAUGAAGAAAUGGCACAUGAUCCACGCCAUGAAAAUUCUGAAGAUGAAUCUUGUUCAGGUUCUUACCUUCCUGAAGACUCAAAUGUUUCCAGUUGCCUAUCAGAUCCAGUGUGUGAGGAAACUCUGUUUCAUGAUGAGAAUUCUCAAAAGCCAUGGGAAUUUUUUACCAUGUGCCCUUCGUUAUUGGCUGAAAAAGCCGUUCCGGAUGUAACAAUUUUGCGAGAAGAACCUGUCAUGGCACAUCCCUUGUUUGCAGGAGACUCUGCUAAUGAAAAGAUAUCAUCUGAAGAACGUAUUAUCUCAUGCCCGUCUCUGAAAGAUGCUAUUCCUGCUGAAAAGAUCUUGCCAGAAGAACAUUUGGUCAACUAUCCAUCUCUUGAAGCUAUUCCCCAUGAAAAGAUCUUGCCAGGAGAGUCUAUUGCCAAAUAUCCUUCUUUUGCAGAAAUCAUACCGCAAGAAAAGAUCUUGUCUGAAAAGUCUUUGGAAGAAGCUGUGCUUGACAAUAUGACCCCAGCAGGAGAACCUGAUGCUGCUCAUCCAUCAUUUCCCAAAGCUGUUCAAGACAAGAAAAUCUCACCAGAAGUUCUUGAUUCGAAAAUAUUUUCUGUGCCAAAAGCUGUUUCACAAGAGCCAAUCUCCCUUGAAGAAUUUGUUAGGAUACAUCCAUGUUUGGCUGAAGCUGUUCCUGAUGAAAGGUUCUUGAUAGAAGAACCUCCCAGCACAUGUUUGUCUUUGACAAAAGCCAUGCCUACUGAAAUAUUAUUGCCAGAAAAAACUUUGGAAUCGUCUCAUUAUUUGGAAGAAUUGCCUGAAGAAGAUAUCUUGCAAGAAAAAUCUGUUGAUUCUACACAUCCAUCUUGUGCCAAAGCUGCUGCAGAAACAAAUCUAUCACCAGAAGUUCUUGAUUCCACAAAAUUGUCUGUGGCAGAAGCUGUUCCGCAAGAACAAGUCUCACUUGAAGAAUUUGUUGGCAUCAAUCCGUGUUUGGUAGAAGCGGUUCCUGAUGAAAGGCUCUUGCCAGAAGAACCUGACACCACAUAUCUGUCUUUGACAAAAGCCGUGGCUAUUGAAAAGGUCUUGUCAGAAGAGCUUUUGGAAACAUAUCCUUCUUUGGCAGAAUUGCCUGAAGAAGAGUUUUUGCAGGAAGAAACUGAUGAUGCCACACAUACAUCUGAAGCUGUUAGUGAUGAAGAAAUCUCCCAAGAAGUUUCUGAUUCCACAAAUUUGUCUCUUGAAGAAGCUCUUCCACUAGAGCACAUCUCACAUGAAGAAUUUGUUGGCAUAGAUCAGUGUUUGGUAGAAGUGGCUCCUGAGGAAAGGUUCUUGCCAGAAGAACCUGUCAUCACAUGUCUCUCUUUGACAAUGGAAGGAGUCUUGUCAGAAAAGUCUCCCGAAACGUAUCCUUCUUUGUCAGAAUUGCCUGAAGAAAAGAUUUUGGAUGAAGAAGCUGAUGAUGCCAUGCACCCAUGUCUUUCUGAAGCUGUUAGUGAUGAACAAAGCUCACCUAACGUUCUUGGUUCCACAAAUUCGCCUGUGGCAGAAGCUGUUCCACAAGCGCAAAUCUCAGUUGAAGAAUUUGUUGGCAUAGAUCCAUGUUUGGUAGAAGCUGUUCCUGAUAUGAGGGAUUUGCCAGAAGAACAUAUCACCUCAUGUAUCUAUUUAACAAAUGUGGUGCCUAUCGAAGAAGUCUUGCCAGAAGAACCUUUUGAAGCGUGUGCAUCUUUGGGAAAAUUGCCUAAAGAUAAGAUCUCACAAGAAGAAUCUGAUGAGGCUACACAUACGUUGUCUUGUGCCAAAGCUGAAAGUGAUGAACAUGUCUCACUGGAAGUUCUUAAUUCCACAAAUUUGUCUGCGGCAGAAGCUAUUCCAAAUGAGCAAGUCACACUUGACGAAUUUGUUGGCAUAGAUCCGUGUUUGGGAGAAGUUGUUCUUGAUGAAGAGGUUUUGCCAGAACAACUUGACACCACAUGUCGGUCUUUGACGAAAGCUGCGCCCAUCAUGACAAUCUUUCCAGAAGAACCUCCGGAAGUGUAUCCUUCUUUGGAAGAAUUGCCAGAAGAAAAGAUCGCACAAGAAGAAGAAGUUGAUGAUGCUACUCAUCCAUAUUUUUCUGAAGCUGUUUGUGAUGAGAAGAUCCCGCCACUGGAAGAUCCUGGUUCCACACAUCCAUCUUUGGAAGAAUCCGUUCCGUAUGAGGAAGCCUCGCAUGAAGAACUUGUUGGCACAAAUCCAUUUUUGGAAUCAGCUUUUCCCAACGAAAUCGGUUUUCCAGACGAACCUGGCGUCACAUAUCGGUCUUCGGCAGAAGCUGUUUCUAAGGAAAAGAACUUGCCAGAAGAAUCCUUACCUACAUAUCCGUCUUGGGCAGAAGUUGUACCUGAUGAAAAGAUCUCUCGAGAAGAACUUGAUUCCACAUAUCCAUCUUCUGCAGAAGCUGUUUUUGAUGAAAAUAUCUCAGGCUCAGAAGCUCCUGGUUCCACAACAGAAACUGGUCGACAAAACAAAACCUUCCCUGAAAAAACUUUUGCCACGGAAAAUUCCUUGAACGAAGCAGUUUUUGAUGAAAAGAUCCCAGGCUCAGAAGCUUCUACUUCCACAACAGAAACUGGUCCACACAACAAAACCUUCCCUGAAGAACCUUUUGCCAUGGAAAAUUUCUUGAACGAAGCAGUUUUUGAUGAAAAGAUCCCAGGCUCAGAAGCUCCUGUUUCCACAACAGAAACUGGUCUACACAAUGAAACCUUCACUGAAGAACCUGUUGCCACAGAUAUUUCCUUGAACGAAGCAGUUUUUGGUGAAAUUAUCCCAGGCUCAGAAGCUCCUGGUUCCGCAACAGAAACUGGUCUACACAACAAAACCUUCCCUGAAAAACCUUUUGCCACGGAUCUUUCUUUAAAAGAAGCAGUUUUUGAUGAAAAGAUCCCAGGCUCAGAAGCUUCUAGUUCCACAACAGAAACUAGUCCACACAACAAAACCUUCCCUAGAGAAACUAUUACCACAGAUCUGUCCUCGACCGAAGCUGUUUUUGAUGAAAAGAUCACAGGCUCAGGAGUUCCUAGUUUCACAACAGAAACUGGUUCACACAACAAAUGCUUCCCUGAAGAACCUGUUCCCAAGGAAAAUAUUCUGCCAAAAGAACCUGCUGCUGCAUAUCUGGCUUUGGCUGAAGGUAUUCCUGACCAAAAAGUAUUCUUGGAUGAUGCCGCACUUUUGUUAUUUGCAGAAGCUAUUUUCGAUCAAAAGUUUUCACCAGAAGUUCCGGAUUCCACGUAUCCUUCUUUGAAAGAACCAGAAAUGCAUGUUGCCGCACCAUGUGUAGUAACAGAUCUUCCUGCUAAAAACAUCAAGGUAAAAGAAGGUGAAGUACAUAAUGAGCCCUACACAGCAUCUGAUGUUUCUAUGAAUCAGAAGAGUGGUUUAUUGGAACCAGAAUCUACUGAAAGAACAUUUCCCUCGAGCGGUGGUACUGUUACGAUUUCUCCAGAUACUCAGAAUUCUCUUCCAAAUGGUACAAGUGUUGAAUCAAUAAGUAUAUGGAGCAAUGGAGGACUCCUUGGACUCGCGCCAUUGAAACCUCCAGUAUUUGCUGAGCCUAAUUCUGGAAGCCAACAUAUAAAGCACGAGAUCAACGAAGCUAGUGUUCUUUCGACAAGGAAGCAGGAAUCAUCGAGCCGAUCAGUUGAAAAUGCUGAGAAGAGCUCACUUCCAUUAAUUGUUUCAGAUCCCACGUCUCAACAACAAAGCAACAUGUCGAGUCUCUCUCCCAUGCAGAGCACUGGAACAUCGUUCAGAGUUUUUGGCUUAAGUCAUAGAUUACUCAUGGCUGGGUUUCGGGGAAACUCUUCUUCAACUUGCAAAUUUGAAUCUGUACCUAGUAGUAGCUAUGAUACCAGAGUAGCUGCUAUCGAAGACAGGACUCAGCAAAGUCCUGGUGGUUCAAGCUUUGAGGAGCAAUUGGAUUAUGAAUCAUCUCUCUUUGGCUCACCUACUUCAUCCCCACCGGUUGAACAUAUGAAAAUAUCAUUCAACCCAAUAGAAGCCUCUCCAGUUCCUAAAUUGAAACUGAGAAUCCCAUGCCAACCUCGGUACAAUGGUGAAAAUGCGGAUAUGUUCCCUUCGUUUCAGUUGGUUCCAGAGGCUAGCAACUCUGAUGACGGCGAUGACAACAGUGACACCUUUUGUCAGUCAUCUCCUUGUGUUUCCGACUAUUGUUUGUCAGAUUCUGAGCUGUGGGAAUCUGAUGAAAGCCCUAGAAUAUCUGUAUCAAGCUUGAAGCAAGUUGAAGAGAGAAGUAGACAUGGUGAUAUGGGUUCUUUUUCUGGUUCGUUUCUUGAUCUCCCAUGUUACGACGCCGUAGAUCAUCAAUCCACAUUUUCAAGACUAGAGCAAGAACAAGUUCCGGAAUACAAACCAUCUGUCUCAGAGAUCAUCCGUGCUUGGCCACCAAACCAACCAAAAAGCAGUCCCUGUAAUGAAGCAAACGUAGACGCAAACACGGUGUCGAAGAAAACGCAAGAUCAAUCUCUUGGGCUUGUAGCUACAGAUGACGAGGGUGGUGAUAGUGUUUGUCUUGAUGAACAUAAAACCAAAGGGAUCUAAUUGAUUCUUUGUUGUACAUUCCUCUCUGUCAUUUCAGUUUUCAUGUUAACACAAGCACUAUUUAUAAAUCAGAAAUUCAAAUGUGAUGCAUGAAAAAAAGAAAAUAAUUUAUUUUAUUUACUGCAUUUUUUUUGUGUUUUAUCAAAUUACAUUUUUGUUUUGUUAUAUAGAAACAAACAAUAGAUUACACUUAAAUGACGAUCUUGAAAUCAUUAAAUUUAGAAGGUGACAUCAGGAACGAUCCCGAGCUCCUUGAAAGCAGCGGGACAUUCAGCUGACGGAGUUUGAACCAUGAAACCGAGAGGGUUA